AUGAUGUCUCCAGAUAAUCUUAAUCCAGUGGAUUUAUUACAUACGCACGUAACAGGAGUGUUGAGUCACGGACAUGGCAGCUUUCAUGCAUAUGUGGACAUAGGAGAAUAUCCCCAUGAUCCAAAUUUGACAAUAAACAUUAUUCUGAAAGAGUUACUGCGCCAGGCAAAGGAAUCUAACAAUUUUCUCCCACCAAUACUAUACAUACAAGCAGACAACUGUUGGCGAGAGAACAAAAACAGAUACGUGUUUUCAUUUCUUCAAUUGCUGGUUUCUGAACGGAUUUUCAAUGAGGUGCACAUGUCCUUUUUAAUUGUCGGCCACACUCAUGAAGACAUUGAUGCACGAUUUAGUAUGAUUUCUAGAACGUUGGGUUCAAAAGACGCGGAAAUCUUUGAAGACUUACUAAAAAUUUUACAAAGUGCUGAAAGAGUGACCAAAAUAUUCGAUGUUCAGAUAAAAAGUCGCCAUGCAGCAGAAGAAGGUUUGGGACCAAGGAUAUCUAAGAAACAAAAAGUUGAUAAAAAUGCAGGAAGACAUGGCCAGGGCAAGAAAAAGACAUCUUAUUCAAGGCGACGACAUGCAGGUGUGACUGUUCAAAAGACAAUCGUAGUGCUGGUGCAUGAUGGAAGCAAAAAGCACAUUUGGUUAAAAAUUUGGAUGGAUAUGUUCAACUGUUUUGUUAAUAUGAUUGCUUUUGUAUUGUAUGUUUUUUUGUCUGCUUGA
Dreissena polymorpha is the source of this 726-nucleotide messenger RNA. RefSeq lists its product as uncharacterized. The record is from RefSeq and is a predicted model, not a curated record. NCBI's taxonomy places the organism in Eukaryota, Metazoa, Mollusca, Bivalvia, Myida, Dreissenidae. The coding region runs from base 1 to 726 and encodes 241 amino acids. The transcript is spliced from 7 exons.